Knipowitschia caucasica is the source of this 3459-nucleotide messenger RNA. NCBI's taxonomy places the organism in Eukaryota, Metazoa, Chordata, Actinopteri, Gobiiformes, Gobiidae. The record is from the annotation of a GenBank genome assembly.
AUGACCUCAGGACUGGUGUGUGUGUCUCAGGUUGUGACCAUGUGCUGGAAGCUGCUCUUCCUCGCGGUGCUUCUGAGUUGCUCACAGUUCGGACUGGGUCAGCAGAAACUCAGGAAAACACAACGGGACGACAACCGUGUGCUGCUCAACAAAGCUAAAGUGCUGCUGUGUCCACUGGAGGUGCUCUUCCUCCUGGACAGCUCAGAGACAGUCAGAGGUCUCCUGUUUGAGCGGCAGAAGAAGUUUGUCUCUGACCUGGCUCCUCGGCUCAUGCAGCUACAGUCUCCUGGGUGGAGGAUGAGGGUCCGGCUGGCUGCGCUGCAGUACAGCAGCACUGUGUCUGUGGAGCACAACUUCAGGGACUGGCAGGACGUGGAUGUGUUCCAGAGCAGAGUGGCCUCCAUCAAGUUCAUUGGACACGGCUCCUACUCUGCCUACGCCAUCGCCAACGCCACCAAGGUGUUCUCUCGGGAGACCUCCCCCAGCAGUGUGCGUGUGCUGGUGCUGCUCACAGAGGGCGGGGACCACCCCCGCAGCCCCAGUGCUGUGUCUGCGGCUGCGGAGGCAAAGCAACACAACAUCCAGGUGUUCACUGUGAGGCUCUCUGCUCUGCCGGGGGUCGGGGCUCUCAGCACCAGGCUGCGCUCCAUCGCCAGUGCCCCCCCCCAGCACCACGUCCUCAGCCUCGCUGACCCUCAGCUGGGGGACCGCCUGCUCACUCACAUGGGUUCCAUUGUAAACAACGGGUGUCCACUGCCAGAGUCCUGUCUGUGCGACAAAGGAGAGAGGGGUCACCCGGGCAACCCAUGGCAGCAGGGACCUGUGGAGCAGCUCAGGUCAAGGGCAGGAUCAGCCGUAGUCCGGGUUUAUUCUGCAGGGGGCACAGACAGGUCAGCCCCAGUGUCCAGGCUGACCCUCGCUGCUCUCACUCUUGUUACUUUCACGCAGGGAAAAGCAGGCGUGCAGGGAUCAGAUGGCCCUGCAGGUCCAAAGGGCUCUCGCGGAGAGCCUGGGGUGAACGGCAGACCAGGACUGGAGGGGCUGGAGGGUCGACCCGGCAGCAAAGGAGAAAAGGGUGAGCGAGGCUUAAGGGGAACCCCUGGCCCACCCGGAGAUAACGGUGUGGGUUACCCUGGCCCAAAGGGAGAUAAGGGAAGCCAAGGCAGAGCAGGGCCACAAGGUCCAGUGGGACUGGGAGAGCCGGGUGUGCCUGGGGCAUCUGGUCCUCCUGGGAUGCAGGGGUCUCCAGGUUUUCCUGGGGAGGGCCUUCCUGGACCAAAGGGCGACAGGGGUAAUGAGGGCCCCAAAGGCAGCCGCGGAACUCCUGGAGUUGGGUCAAAAGGGGACAAGGGGAACAGUGGAGUUCCAGGGUCUGCAGGUUUGAUGGGGUUCCCUGGAGCAGGUUUACAGGGAGACAAGGGGGAACAAGGGCCUAUUGGGCCCUCUGGUCCGAGAGGACCUCCUGGACUUGGUGUUGUUGGUCCAAAGGGAGACCAGGGCUUUCCUGGUGAGCCUGGUCCGCAGGGAGAGCGAGGAGUGGGUGAACCUGGACCAAAGGGAGAUACUGGUCCAGAUGGGGUAGCUGGGAUCCCAGGCAUUCCCGGAGAGGAUGGGGCAGUCGGAGCCAAGGGAGAGAUGGGAGUGCCAGGGCCGCGGGGGACUGAGGGAGAAGCUGGAAAAGGCUCCCCCGGAGAAAAGGGGGACCAGGGGGACAGAGGAGCUCGAGGCCUGGCAGGACCCCCAGGGCCCGCCGGACCAGCCGGUGCAAAGGGAGAACCCGGAGGCCAGGGAAUGGUGGGGCUGCCUGGUGCUGUCGGCCGUGGGCUGCCAGGAACAAAGGGCGAGCCUGGAGCAGUGGGACCAACAGGACCUGUCGGAGAGCCUGGAGUGGGAAUCAUGGGACCAAAGGGGAACAGAGGCAGCCCUGGGCUUGUGGGGCCUGCUGGCAUGAAGGGGGAAGGUCUUCCUGGAGCCCCGGGGCUGCCUGGCCUUCCUGGCCUCCAAGGAGACAUGGGGCCAGAGGGGAGAGGGCUGCCUGGACCUAAGGGGGACAGAGGCUUAUCGGGGGUUCCGGGCGCAACUGGGCCCCCUGGGAUUGGUGUUUUUGGGCCAAAGGGUUCGUCUGGUCAGCCGGGACCUCCAGGGAUGGCAGGGCCACCGGGGGCAGGCAUCCAGGGCCCUAAGGGUGAGCCAGGCUUUCAGGGGCCAGUGGGUCCUCGGGGCCAACAAGGAGACGGGCUUCCUGGAGAGAAGGGAGACAGAGGCGUGUCAGGGGAGCGAGGGAGGAAAGGAGACAAGGGAAACCAUGGAGAGGCCGGAUCUUCAGGACCUCUGGGAAGACCAGGAGAAAAGGGAGACGCAGGACUGUCAAGAGAGGAGGUGAUGCAGAUCAUCAGAGAAAUCUGUGGUUGUGGUGUCCGCUGCAGAGAGCGCCCUCUAGAGCUGGUGUUUAUCAUUGACAGCUCUGAGAGUGUGGGUCCUGAUAACUUUGAGUUGGUCAAAGACUUUGUCACGUCCCUGACGGAGCGUCUGAGCAUCAGCAGACAUGGCGCCCGCGUGGGGCUGCUGCUGUACAGCCACGUGAACAUGGUGAUGGUCAGUCUGCAGCAGCAGGCCGACCAGGACCAGCUGCGCGCCGUGCUGCGCAGCAUGCCGUACCUGGGAGAGGGCACCUUCACAGGCAGCGCCAUCCAGGGAGCCAACCAGCUGUUCCAGAGUGCCCGGCCCGGGGUCCGCAAGGUGGCUGUGCUGCUGACCGACGGCCAGGCUGACCCCAGGGACGCGCUGCAGUUUGAGGAGACCGCCACACAGGCUCACAACAUGGGCAUCGAGAUGUUUGUGAUUGGGGUCCUGAACCAAACAGACCCUCUGUACGCAGAGUUCCAGGCCGAGAUGAGCGCCAUCGCCUCCGAGCCGUCAGACCAACAUAUCUACCUGAUCCAGGACUUCCACACACUGCCCACACUGGAGAUCAAGUUCCUGAAUCGCAUCUGUGAGUAUGAGAACAGAGGGGCCUUUCCACCAGACGCCAUCUUCUCAUCAGUGGUUCCACAAACACCUGCCCCCACUCCCACAGAGGGCCCCCAGGACAACCAUCUCCCAGUUAAAGACUUGGUGACCCGCAGUCCUGAAGCAGAUCAUCUGUUGGACCCAUGGCGCUCAGCUCCAGCUGGUGUCACUUCAGCGGUGGGGCCCCUCUCACCGAGUCACUGGCAGAUGGAGCCAGACUCCGCACUGGCCCCUGUGAGUGAGCCGAGCCCCCCAGCCACCACAGCCUCUGUGCCCGCUGUGGGCUGUGGCGAGCCGCUGGAGCCGGGCCCCUGUCGGCAGUACGUGGUGCGCUGGUACUACGACCCAGAGGCCAACUCCUGCGCUCAGUUCUGGUUCGGAGGCUGUGACGGAAACAACAAUAACUUUGAGUCUGACGCCUUGUGCCAGAAGAACUGUGUGUCUACGUAA